GUUUUAAUUAAAAUUAACACGUUUCAAGAAUGAUGAGAAAAGAAUUACAAUUAUUGAUAGCUGUUGGAGGAAUUUACUUCUGCUAUUUCAAAGUUGGUCUUAUAUAGGAGGAUUUGUAAAUUAUAUAAUUAUUUGCAAGAUUCAAGAGUAAUUUUGGUACUAUGGAUUUUCCAUCUCCAAAAUUUGAGUUUUCAUCUGUGUUAAUAUUUUUGUAAAUGCUUAUAUACAAUUUAUUGUGUAUGACAAUGAUUUUUAGAAAUAAAAUCAAAUUUGUAUGCACAAUUAAGGAAGGAGCAUAUUUAGGAUUAUUAAACUUUUCAUCAAUGAUUGGUGCAUUGACUGCAUUAUAGUAUGUAAGUUUUCCACUUUAAGCUUUGGUGAAAAGUUGCAAGUAUUUAUUUAUGAUAAUUAUAAUUGAAUUCUGUCUGUGUUAGUAGUAGGAUUAGUGUUAGGAAAUCAAAAAUUCACAAAGUAGUAAAUACUUUGUGGUUUGAUAAUCACAGUGGGAAUAUAUGCAUUUAAUGUAAGUGAGGGAAGUAAAUCCAAUAAAACAUCAUCUAUCUUUGGAAUUGUUUUAUUAUUGACUUCUUUAUUCUCUGAUGGUUGUUUGGCCACAUUGUAGAGCAAAUUUAAAGUAAAGAAAUUAGAAUAAUGG
This is a messenger RNA of Paramecium primaurelia, 655 nucleotides long. NCBI's taxonomy places the organism in Eukaryota, Ciliophora, Oligohymenophorea, Peniculida, Parameciidae. The record is from the annotation of a GenBank genome assembly.